ACUAAAAAAAUUCGGAAAACGCGUUCCGAAUUUUUUGACCAAUGGCAAAAUUGGAAAAACCAGGGGGGUCGGUGAGAGAGUGGGUAGGUGGAAUGAGAAAUUUUCGAAAAAAUAUGUACUAACUCAACAGUCCUGACAAUAGUUGUCUUCAUAGCACCCCCUCAAUAAAACAUUUAUCUCGACUAUCAAUAGCAGUUCCGUAACACCACAUCAAAACAUUCCUUGAUUAUUAUUUUUUUGGUCAAGUCCUUGAUUUUUAUUUUGACGCAUGCUAAUCCUUGGUUAAAUUUUCAAAAAUAAAUUACUUUUAAAAUACUUUGAUUUUCUUGGCUGAGAUUGCUGUCAAAUCCGUCAAAAAACAUAUAAAUUGGCAAAUUCAUAUUUAAAUAUUAUAUUUAUAUAUUUAGACAACAAAAUAGCGGGGAAUAUGGAUUCUCUGCAGUCAAAAAAUGACCGCAGGUAAAUCACAGUCCUUAGAUCUAAUAAAUUUAUGUUGAUAUAUUGAUCAAAUGGUAGAUAAUGAACUGACCGCAUGAAUUUACCGGUCCCUGACUGCAUGGAAUUCAUGUCCCAAAAUAGCUGCAAAAUAUUACAGAGAGAAAGAGAGAGUGGCCGUUUGAACGGCCACCACCAUCUCCACCUCAACACACCUGGCUGGCCACUCCUCCAUCUCUCUUAUUCUCUUUCCCCUCCUAUUUUCUGCUUUCUCUCUUUUCCUCCAAAAAAAAAAAAAAAACAAAAAAAAAAGGAGGAAAAAAACAAAACAACAAUCUGGGUUAACCCCAUCAUAAAAAAAAACAAAUAUUUUCUUCUUCCAAUGUCACCACCACGUUAAAACAUAAGAAAAAUCAUUUUUUUUAUUCAUUUUUGGUUUUUUAUAUUUUUGUUGGUGUUUUUGUUAUUUUUAAGGUUGUUGUUGGUUUAUGUUGUUGAUGUCAAAGUUGAAUUAUUGAAGAAGAAAAUGCAGCACAAUAUUUUUACUACAAUGCGUAGUUUAAAGAUCAUGGAUGGUUGCAAAGGUUCUCAGGUUUAUGCUGUCCACCGUCCUUCUUCUGGUGGAGGAAGUGGUGGAAUUGGUGAAAAGCUUCUUCAACAGCUUCAUGAUCAUAUUAAAAGUCAAACCUUUAGAAGCAAAUCGGUUCGAAAUUACCAACCACCAAAUCAGACACCGAAUCAUACACCGAAUCAGACACCGUCUGAGGUUGUUGCUGAGGGUUCUCUUUUGCCUUAUGGACUUCCUAUGACAGACCUUCUUGAGCCGAAGAUUGAGCCGUUUUUAAGGCCGGUUGAUUUCGUCGAAAGGCUAGCUGAAAUUCAUAAUAAGAUUGAGAAUUGUUUGGAGGUUGAUAGGUCUGAGGUUUAUUUGGAGCAUUGUACCGUUUUUAGGGGAUUAUCCGAUGCCAAAUUGUUUCGUAGGAGUUUGAGGUCAGCACGACAACAUGCUGUCGAUGUCCACAACAAAGUCGUGUUGGCCUCAUGGCUUAGGUAUGAGAGGAGGGAAGACGAAAUGAUUGGUUCUUCCUCGAUGGAUUGUUGUGGAAGGAAUAUUGAAUGCCCUAAGGCUACAUUGGUGGCAAAUGGGUAUGAUCCUGAAUUGGUUUAUGAUCGUUGUUGCUGUCGUCGUGAUCGUGAGGGUGAGGAUGAGGAUGAGGAGGAUUUAAUGACAUUGGUUGUUGAUGAUCAAGAAUGCUCUACGUCGGAUGAGGAUGAUGGAGGUGGGGAUAUGUCAUUUUGUAUUGGUGAUGAUGAAAUUAGGUGUCAUAGGUUCAAUAUGGCUUCACUUUCAAGGCCGUUUAAGACAAUGUUGUAUGGGGGAUUCAUAGAAUCAAGGAGGGAGAAGAUAAAUUUUUCGAAGAAUGAGAUUUCUGUUGAGGCAAUGAGGGCUGCCGAGGUUUUUAGUAGGACAAAAAGUUUGAGCACCAUCGAACCUAAUGUGGUUUUGGAGUUGUUAUCUUUGGCGAACCGGUUUUGUUGCGAGGAGAUGAAGUGUGCCUGCGACGCGCACUUGGCGUUGUUGGUUUGUGACAUGGAGGAUGCCUCAUUGCUCAUCGAGUAUGGACUUGAGGAGACUGCAUAUCUUUUGGUUGCAGCUUGCUUGCAGGUGUUUCUGCGGGAGCUACCCGUUUCAAUGGAGUGUUCAUGUUUUGCGAAAUUGUUUUGUAGUCCAGAGGGCAGGGAUAGGCUUGCUACGGCAGGGCAUGCGUCGUUUGUGUUGUAUCAUUUCUUGAGUCAAGUGGCCAUGGAGGAGGAGAUGCGGUCGAACACAACCGUGAUGCUGUUGGAGAGAUUAGCAGAGUGUGCAAAAGAUGGGUGGGAGAAGCAACUAGCAUAUCACCAAUUAGGUGUUGUUAUGUUUGAGAGAAAAGAAUACAAAGAUGCACAACAUUGGUUCGAGGCAGCAGUGGAGGCAGGCCACGUUUAUUCGUUAGUUGGAGUUGCAAGGGCAAAAUAUAAACGAGGCCAUACAUAUUCGGCAUAUAAGUUGAUGAACUCCCUUAUUAAUGAUUAUAAACCUGUUGGUUGGAUGUAUGAGGAAAGGUCUUUGUAUUGUAUUGGGAAGGAAAAAAUGAUGGACUUGAUCUCAGCGACCGAAUUAGAUCCAACACUUUUGUUUCCUUAUAAAUUCCGAGCUGUUUCUUUGCUUGAGGAGAACAGGAUUGGAGCUGCCAUUGCAGAAAUAAACAAAAUACUUGGUUUCAGAGUUUCUCCUGACUGCCUUGAGUUAAGGGCUUGGUUCUUGAUUGCCACGGAGGAUUACGAUGCAGCACUUAGAGAUGUUCGGGCAAUUUUGACAUUGGACCCAGAUUAUAUGAUGUUCCACGGGAAUAUGCACGGUAAUCACUUGGUAGAACUACUUGGUCCUGUUGUUCAGCAGUACAAUCAGGCUGAUUGCUGGAUGCAAUUGUACGACCGAUGGUCCUCUGUCGAUGAUAUUGGUUCAUUGGCUGUUGUACACCAGAUGUUAGAAAACGAUCCGGGGAAAAGUCUUUUGCGUUUUCGGCAAUCUCUCCUUUUGUUACGGCUAAAUUGUCAAAAGGCUGCCAUGCGUAGUUUGCGGCUGGCUAGAAAUCAUUCUACUUCUGACUAUGAAAGGCUUGUCUAUGAAGGAUGGAUAUUGUAUGACACUGGUCAUCGUGAAGAAGCACUAGCAAAGGCUGAGGAGUCCAUUUCUAUUCAAAGAUCAUUUGAAGCUUACUUUCUCAAAGCUUAUGCAUUGGCCGACUCAAGUCUUGAUUCAGAGUCUUCAAAGUAUGUUAUCCAUCUCUUGGAAGAAGCUCUUAGAUGUCCUUCAGAUGGUCUUCGGAAAGGACAAGCACUGAAUAAUCUCGGGAGCGUCUACGUAGAUUGUGAUAAGCUGGACCUUGCAGCUGACUGCUACAUGAAUGCACUCAAUAUCAAGCAUACACGAGCGCAUCAGGGGUUGGCGCGUGUAUAUCAUCUUAAAAAUCAUCGCAAAGCUGCAUAUGAUGAGAUGACAAAGCUAAUAGAAAAGGCUUGCAACAAUGCAUCAGCUUAUGAGAAACGGUCGGAGUAUUGUGAUCGUGACAUGGCAAAGAGCGAUCUUACUAUGGCAACACUGUUGGAUCCUCUAAGGACUUAUCCUUACAGAUAUAGGGCAGCAGUUUUAAUGGAUGAUCAUAAGGAAGCUGAAGCAAUUGAAGAGCUUUCAAGAGCCAUUGAAUUUAAGCCAGAUCUGCAACUAUUACAUCUUAGAGCAGCCUUUUACGAUUCAAUUAAUGAUUUCGCUUCUACCAUCCGAGACUGUCAAGCAGCACUUUGUUUUGAUCCUGGAUACGCCGAGACGCUUGAGCUUUGUAAUAAAGCACGGGAGCGGAUUAAAGAACAAAAGUGAGAGGAUCAGAGAUUGGAAAGAAUCCAUGUUUUUUCUGAGUGUUCCCUAUGAACACAAGACUAUUCUCGCCAACCUGUACCAUUGUCAAAACAUGAAAGACCAGUAAUCAUCAGUGCUAUUCAUAUGUUAGCUUCUGUCUCCAGCAAAAUAUAUGGUUUAUAUCUUUCAACUGGCCUUCUGGAUACAUGACUACAGAAAGGAAAAGUUUAGAAAGCUCAUUUGAGUUGAAACAGAAAGGGAAAGUAGAGAAGGAUAGCUUGUAAAUAUAUGUAAUGACUUGUGUUCUAUGUAUUACCGACACUUCAGAGUCAGACCCUAGCACAACACUGACACAUGUAUAUAGUUACAUUCAAUUUUUUUCAAUUUUUUGAUUUAUUAUCAGCGUGGUCGUGUCAGUGUCGUGCCCUGUGUUUGUAUUUGCUUCAUAGGAUGGUAAGGUAGUGCACACAGUUGCAGCUGUAUUGUUCCCCUAUCCACACCAUGAAGAAUGGUGAGGAGAGUUCCCUGUUAGACAAAACAUGUACAUGAAAAUUCAAUUUAUGUUGAAUCCAAGAUUUAGAUGUUGUAACAUUGUCACUUCUCUGUUGUAUAAAGCACAAUUUUUCCUUGGCGAAUUUAUGUUUGUUAUGAGUUCUUUUUGGAGAAGCUAUAUCCAUAUCCAGAUAUUUUCAGUUUUUCAA
Molecule: messenger RNA, 4533 nt
Organism: Trifolium pratense (red clover)
Lineage: Eukaryota; Viridiplantae; Streptophyta; Magnoliopsida; Fabales; Fabaceae
Product: ethylene-overproduction protein 1-like
Exons: 4
Coding region: 962-3853 (963 amino acids)
Biological process (GO): negative regulation of ethylene-activated signaling pathway
Molecular function (GO): protein binding
Source: RefSeq, a predicted model, not a curated record